AUGUCAAAUUGCUCAACGAUCAAAGAAAAGAGAGAGGAAAUACGCAGAGAACAAAAGAGAAAAUGGAAACAAAAACAAAAAUUAUUGAGACCAGCAAAGGAGUUGUCUCAAUCUAUAGCUGCUGUAAAGAAGAGGCAGCAGAGAGAGAGGCUUGCUCGGAAAAAAGAGGAAGAACGUGAAAAAAGACAACAAGCUACAGAAAGAAAGCGGAAAAGUAGGGCAGUCCUUAAGAGUAAACAGAUUCAAGAGAAAUUAAAGAAGGAAGAAAAACGCAAGAAAAACACAGAGAAACAAAGACGAUGGCGAGAAAAGAAAAAAAUACUCAAGCAACACAAUCUUCCGCUCACACAAGAGGAACAACAAAUAUUUCAAAAUAAAAUGAGCAAAUCCCGUGCAAUAAGAAAGUUAAAGGAAGCUCUUCCUAGGACACCUCUAAAACGUAUUGCAAUUGUAAAGGCGUACUUGUCCUCAAAGAAAUCACCCACGGUUAAGGAACUACAGCGUAGAAAGGUUGUACCAUCACCGGAAGAACGCAAAGAAUUGGAAAUGAAUGAAUCGGUUAUACAGGAUGUGAAAUCUUUCUUAAUUCGGUGA
Saccostrea echinata is the source of this 594-nucleotide messenger RNA. RefSeq lists its product as uncharacterized. Bases 1 to 594 code for a protein of 197 amino acids. The transcript has a single exon. NCBI's taxonomy places the organism in Eukaryota, Metazoa, Mollusca, Bivalvia, Ostreida, Ostreidae. The record is from RefSeq and is a predicted model, not a curated record.